Molecule: messenger RNA, 1250 nt
Organism: Strigops habroptila (Kakapo)
Lineage: Eukaryota; Metazoa; Chordata; Aves; Psittaciformes; Psittacidae
Gene: SMIM12
Product: small integral membrane protein 12
Exons: 1
Coding region: 238-516 (92 amino acids)
Source: RefSeq, a predicted model, not a curated record
GGCGGGGCCGAGGUUAGCGGGGCCGACCGGGGCUGGCUCCGGCGGCGGCUGCGGGAGCCCCGGGGGGGCCCGGUGCGGCCCAGGCGGGCCCGAGCCCCUCUGGGGCGGUGCUGAGGUACCGGCGCGGCCCGCCCGCUGCGGCCUGGUCCCGCCGGAGCCUCGCGGGCCGCGGCAGGGCCCGGGCCCGGUUGGUGACCGCCGCUUUCCGCCCGCUGCGGCAGGCGCGGCCCCGGCGCCAUGUGGUCCGUGCUGUGGGCGGCCGUGCGCUCCAAGGCGCCCUACGUCACCUUCCCGGUGGCCUUCGUGGUGGGGCUGGUGGGCUACCACCUGGAGCGGCUCCUCCGCGGGGACCCGCCGCCCGCCGCCGAGGACGAGAAGAGCAUCUCGGAGCAGCGGGAGGAGCGCAAGCUGCAGGAGAUCGCGGGCAAGGACCUGACCAAGGUGGUGAGCCUGAAGGACAAGCUGGAGUUCGCCCCCCGGGCCGUGCUGAACAGGAACCGCCCCGAAAAGAGUUAAUAGAGAGUUCUGUGGACAAGCGGGAGCCCCGCACCGACCGUCCCCGGGGCUGGGGCCGGCUGCGGGAGGGCUCUGCCCCACAGCACCGUGCUGGGGACUGCCCUGUCACCUGCACAUCUUCCACACACCCCUGUCCUGCACCGUGCCGGGGCAGCACACUGUGCCUGCCGCUGCCCUCGCCCUCCACGGCCCUCCAGAGGGUCGGGGUUUGCCCCCCAGACACAGCACCCGGAGCUCCUGUGGGGCAGAGCAGGCAGGGAGCCAUGCUUUGGAGGUGGAACGUGUCUGCAGCUCAUCAGCUCUCAGCCUGUCCCAGCCCCCGAACCACAAAACCCGCCUGGCCUCGUUUCACCCACAUCUCUUUAGGUUUGGUUUCUUCCAUGGUGUGAGGAUAGAAGAACCAUGGCCCUGAGUGACAUGGGGUUGGGGUCAGGCUUCAGGAAGACCCGCUGUCCUGCUUACAGCUCUGCCAUGGCUCUGCAAACCCCAAGCACAGCACCACGCUACCGCAUUGCACCCGCAGGAGCCUGAGCAGCCGUGGACAACAUCUCCAGGGAACCCCUCUCUGCAUCAUCCCCAGACUUCAAAGUGAGGAAGAGGGACAAGGGAUGUGGAAGUCCUGGCCCUGUUUCUGGAGCUCUGAAUGUGGCGGUGGCUUUGGGCUGGUGUGUAGAGAACAGGGAGAUCUGUGCCCUGUGCAGAAACAGCCAGAAUAAACUUCUGUCCGUCCUUGG